Messenger RNA from Sclerotinia sclerotiorum 1980 UF-70, 162 nucleotides. RefSeq lists its product as hypothetical. NCBI's taxonomy places the organism in Eukaryota, Fungi, Ascomycota, Leotiomycetes, Helotiales, Sclerotiniaceae. The record is from RefSeq and is a predicted model, not a curated record. The transcript has 2 exons. Bases 1 to 162 code for a protein of 53 amino acids.
AUGGUUUUGAAGGAUCGACCUUCCGAUGUGAAAAAUACACAACUCCCCGUCGUAGCAACUUCAAGAAAGGAUGUCGAGGGAACUAAAAGGUCUAUUUUGACCGAUUUAGAUGUUGAUCCUAAGAGGUUGACGGUAUUGGAGGUUGAUGUCACAAGUAAGUGA